This is a messenger RNA of Selaginella moellendorffii, 867 nucleotides long. Its product is annotated as protein YIPF5 homolog. NCBI's taxonomy places the organism in Eukaryota, Viridiplantae, Streptophyta, Lycopodiopsida, Selaginellales, Selaginellaceae. The transcript has a single exon. Gene Ontology annotation, cellular component: trans-Golgi network; membrane. The coding region runs from base 39 to 785 and encodes 248 amino acids. Gene Ontology annotation, biological process: vesicle fusion with Golgi apparatus; endoplasmic reticulum to Golgi vesicle-mediated transport. The record is from RefSeq and is a predicted model, not a curated record.
UCUUUUUAGGGUUAUAGAUUUAGGGUUCUUGAGCAGCGAUGGCGCAGAGAAGGGCGCCAGGGAUUCCACCGCAGCAGCACCAGCAAGUCCCCUUUGUCCCCCAGCAGCAGCCGCAAGCGCCAAUGCGGCCGAUGCCUCCGACGCCAGGUUUGCCCUUCCUCUCCUUCGACAUCGGCAACUCAGGGUAUGGCGGAUCGGCGCCUCUCCAGCAGCCGGGAUACUCCUCCUCCUCCUCCGCCUCCACAGGCUUUGGCGCCGCGUUUGAGGACGAGCCUCCUCUCCUGGAGGAGCUGGGGAUCAAUCCGUCGCAGAUCUUGCAGAAGACCAAGUCGGUGCUCAUUCCUUUCAGGAGGAACCUCAACCUCCACGAGGAUGCCGAUCUGUCGGGGCCGUUUUUGUUCUGCAUUCUCUUUGGGCUUUGCCAGCUCCUGGCUGGGAAGCUCCACUUUGGAGUGAUCCUCGGGUGGGGAUCUCUGGCUUCUGGGUUUCUCUACACUGUCGCUAAUCUUCUAUCGGGAACUCGUGGGACGCUAGAUCUCUAUCGAAGCUUUAGCCUCGUCGGGUAUAGUUUGCUCCCGAUGAUCCUCUUCUCGGCUCUUUCUCUUCUAGUUCCUCGACAGGGUGCUCCCAUCUACGUCAUGGCCGGGUUGAUAGUUCUUUGGUGUACGUGGUCGUGUACGAGCUUGCUCGUGGUUUUGGCUCCUCACUCGGAGGAGCAGAAGCGUCUCAUUGCGUAUGCUUGUUUGAUCAUCUAUAUGGCCUUCGCGCUCCUCAUCAUCUUCUAACUAAGCAUUCGUGAGUGGAAAUAACUUGGAAAGCUUUGUAUAGUACUUGUUUUUCUCCAUCAAGUUUUGUAUCUUUCUCGUC